UCUUGGAAAGUUAUGAGGAUGUGACAGCGUCCUUAGAUUAAGGACUGACGAGGGACAAUGAGCAACUUCUUCUCUUCUAAUGUUUCCUCGACACAUCAAGGUGUAAAGCGUCAGAAGUUGAUCCGAAGUGAGUUCAGCAGGUGUGUCUCUGCUAUGAAUCAGUGUGAGGACAGAGAGGAGGGAGUUCCUCCCUCUGAAACCACUCUGUGUGGGGAACAUGAGAACCAGACCAAAGCUCAGAGAACAAAGCAGCAGAACAGACCUGGUUCUCCUGUUCCCAGCUGUGUGUCCAUGAAGAGUGACCGGUCUAUGCGCGAUCCCAUUGAGUUCAAAGGUGGACACCAGGCUGUUCAUGGAGGGAACCAUCAGCAAAGACCAGCAUCUUGUGAACCCAGCCUUGUGUCUAUGAAGAGUUACCAAUCUAUGCGUGAACCCAUUAAAUUGAAAGAUGGACACCAGACUGUUAAUGAAAGUGUUAACCAGCAGAGUUCAGAGGAUCUCAGAGGUCAGUCUGUCCCUCAGCAUCAAACAGAUCUGGACUCCAUAUUAAUGUUUCAGUGCCAACAACAACUCAAGUCCAACCUGAAGAAGAAGUUCCAGUGUGUGUUUGAGGUGAUCGCUAAAGCAGGAAACCCAACUCUUCUGAAUCAGAUCUACACAGAGCUCUACAUCACAGAGGGAGGGACUGCAGAGGUCAAUGAUGAACAUGAGGUCAGACAGAUUGAAACAACAUCCAGGAAACCAGACAGAGCAGAAACAACCAUCAGACAGGAAGACAUCUUUAAAGGCUCACCUGGAAGAGAUGAACCAAUCAGAACAGUGAUGACAAAGGGAGUGGCUGGCAUUGGGAAAACUGUCUUAACACAGAAGUUCACUCUGGACUGGGCUGAAGACAAAACCAACCAGGACAUCCACUUCACAUUUCCAUUCACUUUCAGAGAGCUGAAUGUGCUGAAAGAGAAAAAGUACAGUUUGGUGGAACUUGUUCAUCUCUUCUUUACUGAAACCAAAGAAGCAGGAAUCUGCAACUUUCAGCACUUCCAGGUUGUGUUCAUCUUUGAUGGUCUGGAUGAGUGUCGACUUCCUCUGGACUUCCACAACAAUGAGAUCCUGACUGAUGUUACAGAGUCCACCUCAGUGGAUGUGCUGCUGACAAACCUCAUCAGGGGGAAACUGCUUCCUUCUGCUCGCCUCUGGAUAACCACACGACCUGCAGCAGCCAAUCAGAUCCCUCCUGAGUGUGUUGACAUGGUGACAGAGAUCAGAGGGUUCAAUGACCCACAGAAGGAGGAGUACUUCAGGAAGAGAUUCAGAGAUGAGGAGCAGGCCAUCAGCAUCAUCUCCCACAUCAAGACAUCACGAAGCCUCCACAUCAUGUGCCACAUCCCAGUCUUCUGCUGGAUCACUGCUACAGUUCUGGAGGAGCUGUUGAAAACCAGAGAGAGAGGAGAUCUGCCCAAGACCCUGACUGAGAUGUUCAUCCACUUCCUGGUCAUUCAGACCAAAGUGAAGAAGGUCAAGUAUGAUGGAGGAUCUGAGACAGAUCCACACUGGAGUCCAGAGAGCAGGAAGAUGAUUGAGUCUCUGGGAAAACUGGCUUUUGAACAGCUGCAGAAAGGAAACCUGAUCUUCUAUGAAUCAGACCUGACAGAGUGUGGCAUCGAUAUCAGAGAGGCCUCAGUGUAUUCAGGAGUGUUCACACAGAUCUUCAAAGAGGAGAGAGGACUUUACCAGGACAAGGUGUUCUGCUUCGUCCAUCUGAGUGUUCAGGAGUUUCUGGCUGCUCUUCAUGUCCAUCAGACUUUCAUCAACUCUGGUGUCAACCUGAUGGAAGAACAGACAACAUCUUGUUCAUUUGGCAUCUUGAAAAACAAAUCUUCACUAAAACAUCUCUACCAGACAGCUGUGGACCAGGCCUUGCAGAGUCCAAAUGGACACCUGGACUUAUUCCUGCGCUUCCUCCUGGGUCUUUCACUGCAGACCAAUCAGAAUCUCCUACGAGGCCUGCUGACACAGACAGGAAGUAGCUCAAAGACCAAACAAAAAACAGUCCAGUACAUCAAGAAGAAGCUCAGUGAGAAUCUGUCUGCAGAGAGAAGCAUCAAUCUGUUUCACUGUCUGAAUGAACUGAAUGAUCGUUCUCUAGUGGAGGAGAUCCAACAGUCCCUGAGAUCAGGACGUCUGUCCACAGAUAAACUGUCUCCUGCUCAGUGGUCAGCUCUGGUCUUCAUCUUAUUGUCAUCAGAAGAACAUCUGGAUGUGUUUGACCUGAAGAAAUAUUCUGCUUCAGAGGAGGCUCUUCUGAGGAUGCUGCCAGUGGUCAAAGUCUCCAGCAAAGCUCUGCUGAGCAGCUGUAACCUCUCAGAGAGAAGUUGUGAAGCUCUGUCCUCAGUUCUCAGCUCUCAGUCUUCUAGUCUGAAAGAUCUGGACCUGAGUAACAACGACCUGCAGGAUUCAGGAGUGAAGCUGCUUUCUGCUGGACUGACGAGUCCACACUGUGAACUGGAAACUCUCAGUCUGUCAGGUUGUCUGGUCUCAGAAGAAGGUUGUUCUUCUCUGGUCUCAGCUCUGAGCUUCAAUCCCUCCCAUCUGGGGGAGUUGGAUCUGAGCUACAAUCAUCCAGGAGACUCAGGAGUGAAGCUGCUUUCUGCUGCAGUGGAGGAUCCACACAGAAGACUAGACACUGUCAGUGUGGAUCAUUGUGGAGAACAGAGAUUAAAACCUGGUGUGAUGAAGUAUUUCUCUGAACUUGAAUUGGACACAAACUCAGUGAACAGAAACCUCAAACUAUCUGACAACAACAAGAAGGUGAUGCUGGUGGAGGAAGAGCAGCCAUAUCCUGAUCAUCCAGACAGAUUUGACAGCUGGAAUCAGCUGCUGUGUAAAAAUGGUCUGACCGAUCGCUGUUACUGGGAGGUGGAGUGGAGAGGAGAGGUACAUGUAUCAGUGAGUUACAGAGGAAUCAGAAGGAAAGGAAACAGUCUUGACAGUAGGUUUGGAGGGAAUGAUAAGUCCUGGAGUCUCUUUUGUUAUGAUAAUGGUUACUCUCUCUGCCACAAAGACAUGGUAACAUCCAUCUCCUCCUCCUCCAUCUCUAACAGAGUAGCAGUGUAUGUGGACUGUCCUGCUGGCAUUCUGUCCUUCUACAGAGUCUCCUCUGAUUCUCUGAUCCACCUCCACACCUUCAACACCACAUUCACUGAACCUCUGUAUCCUGGAUUUGGGUUUACAUCUUGGUGUUCAGUGUUGUCUGGUUCUUCAGUGUCUCUGUAGGAGGGAGAGUGUCAUGAAAUUACAGCAGCUUCAGUUCUUACUCUUAAAUGCUGAUGGUGGAUGAUGUUUCACUUUGGUUCACAUUUGAAUCACUGAUUGUAAUUAAAUGUCAAAACAUAUUUUGUCUUAAAAGGUAAUGACAUCAUCUUCUGAGCCCUGAACUCAUAGAAAAACUGGACUUACUUUGAUACUGACUUCAGCAAAAUGGUUUCUUACAGCAUCUAUUCGAUUCAAUUCAAUUUUACUUAUAUAGCACCAAUUACAAUUCAGAUUGUCUGAAGAUGCUUUACAGAACCCAUAUGUCUGAAUACCCAGAGCAAGCCCUAAGGUGACAGUGGCAACAAAAACUCCCUUUUAACAAGAAGAAACCUUGAGCAGAACCCGGCUCAUAUGGAGGACCCAUCUGCCACUGGCUGGCCAGGUUAUGAGGGACAAAGUCAGAAGAGGUAGAGGGGAUGGGGGACAAGGAAACACAGAGAAGGACACAGGGGGACACAAAGUGAAUGCCAUGUGAUAAUGGUAUAGAUAGUAAAUACACAGGAAAUAAGAGAAAGACUCAGUGCAUCAAGAGUCUAACCUAGUGAUCGAUAAGGGCUGCAUUGGUUGUCAAUUACUUUAAUCAAGUUUUGGACAGAAAAAAAAAUCCCUGAGCAUCAAUUAGGUAACUACAUUAGCGUCAUCCAACAUCUUUCCAAAUAUGUAUUCAGAAAACACCAGGAUGAGGUGAUGUGUUAGGCACAGUCCAAACUCAUCAUCCACAGCUGCUCAGUCUUUGCAAACCCUCCAACAGUCGGCUCAAACUGCCAUCUCUGCCCUUCUCUGUGUUCUCCAUGGAGGGAGCACAGGAAUCCAGCAGGUGAGAAGGAAACACUAAAACUCUCUCAGCAGAGAGGUACUAUGGAUAAUUGCUACUCUCCAUUCAGAGAAGGAUACAAGGGCAGCGGUUUGAUCCGGAGGGAAUUCAGCAGAUGAGAAUCCUAACAGAGAAAUAGCUUUCAUCAACAGGAAAACUUUGAUCAGUACAAAUAUGUGUUAAAGCUGUCUGAGUGUUGAAAUAUUGUAAAAAAUUUCUCUGCAAGGGAAACGUCAAUAUUUGUAGAGUAAUUUCUGUGUAUUAUUGCCUGUGAUUAGCAGGUGAAGUUUCUUUGUGUGUAUUUGUGUGUAUGCACAGUAUAUUCUCCUGCUAAAGUGAAGAGUACUUAGAUUGUAAUCUGAUCUCAGGCCAACUGUAAAAAUGCAGAGAAUGUCAGAACUGGUUGAACAGCUUUAGUCAGUUUGACUGAGGCUCAUUUAUGUGCACAUAAUAUGGGUGUUUAUGAUGUGUCGAUUAUACUUAACAGUGAUAUAUGAGAAACUGAAAUCACUGCUCUUGUAAAUAUUAUUGAUAGAAUGAAUAGCCUCUCAAAUGUACAUAUUUGAUUGCUAUUAGUAGUAGUACUACUGGUAGUAGUACUAGCAGUAAAACGUUUAUUAUUUUUUAAAUGAUUCUUGUAUUCAUGUAUUAUUAAAGUAUCGUUUUGUCUCA
This is a messenger RNA of Amphiprion ocellaris (clown anemonefish), 4798 nucleotides long. RefSeq names its product NLR family CARD domain-containing protein 3-like. Gene Ontology annotation, molecular function: protein binding. The coding region runs from base 58 to 3273 and encodes 1071 amino acids. Lineage: Eukaryota; Metazoa; Chordata; Actinopteri; Pomacentridae. The transcript has 10 exons. The record is from RefSeq and is a predicted model, not a curated record.